This is a messenger RNA of Dioscorea cayenensis subsp. rotundata (Guinea yam), 757 nucleotides long. Its product is annotated as transcription factor TCP5-like. Gene Ontology annotation, cellular component: nucleus. NCBI's taxonomy places the organism in Eukaryota, Viridiplantae, Streptophyta, Magnoliopsida, Dioscoreales, Dioscoreaceae. The record is from RefSeq and is a predicted model, not a curated record. Gene Ontology annotation, molecular function: DNA-binding transcription factor activity; sequence-specific DNA binding. The transcript is spliced from 2 exons. The coding region runs from base 85 to 657 and encodes 190 amino acids.
AAACUUCAAGAAGUUCAUUCUUGUUCAAGAGCAAUACUAGAAGAGUUUUGCGCGCACCAGCUUCAUUCAACUUAAUUACAUAAGAUGAACAGAAAUUCAGAAGAGGAGAUAGUCCAAAUUAGUAAAGAAGGAACAAGAUCAAGAUCAGAAUGGUCGGUAAACUCGACGAACCCAAGAAUAGUAAGAGUACCGCGAUCGUUUGGCGGAAAAGAUCGACAUAGUAAAGUGAGCACUGUGAAAGGAUUAAGAGAUAGAAGAGUUAGAUUGUCAGUGGCAACAGCUAUACAAGUCUAUAAUCUUCAAGACAAGUUAGGAUUCAAUCAACCAAGCAAAGUUGUGGAUUGGUUGAUCAAUGCUGCUCAACAUGCCAUUGAUAAACUUCCUCCUCUCAUUCAAUUCUCAAAUGAUUCUUAUGAUCAAAAUUUACCAUCAAUGUUGAUGCCAAAUAUUGGUGGGAUUGAUGAUGAUCAGGAGGUGAUUGGGAAGAACAGAGAUUCAUUGAUGCAUCAGAGUUGUUUUUCUGAUCAAGAACAUAAUUAUUGCUGUUUUCAGACUUUGGGUCCAUGCAUGUUUGGCACAAAACAAUGUUACAAUCAACUUCAUAUGCCAGUUUCAUUUGCAGAAGAUGCAUCACUUGGGCAGUACAUGCAACCAUGAAUCAUUGAUUAAAAUGCUAUAUAUAUAUAUGUUUGAUGUUGUGAAUUGCUUGAUUUCAGAAAAAUAUGUGUGUGAGUUAAAGUCAGAAUGGUUUUCUAUU